Leptinotarsa decemlineata (Colorado potato beetle) is the source of this 1766-nucleotide messenger RNA. RefSeq names its product potassium/sodium hyperpolarization-activated cyclic nucleotide-gated channel 2. NCBI's taxonomy places the organism in Eukaryota, Metazoa, Arthropoda, Insecta, Coleoptera, Chrysomelidae. Gene Ontology annotation, cellular component: HCN channel complex. Gene Ontology annotation, biological process: potassium ion transmembrane transport; sodium ion transmembrane transport; regulation of membrane depolarization. Gene Ontology annotation, molecular function: voltage-gated potassium channel activity. The record is from RefSeq and is a predicted model, not a curated record.
UAUUUGUCAACAAUCAGAAACACCAGUGAGUCACUUUUAGAAGACCAGUCAAACAAUAAAAGAACUACCAUGACUCUAAUCGACCACCAUGACUGCAAAUUGCAGCGAGAAGCUGAAGAGAGUAUAAUUAAACAAAUCAUCGAUACGGGGAUUUUCAUAAACACACGUAGAAAAAUAUGUGGAAUGUCGGUAAUUAACAAAGCACAUCCAAAAACUCAACUCUACUAUAAAUCUUCUGCUGCUUGCAGAAAAGAAGAAUUGAGACAAGUAGUGAGCUAUCCUAUGAUGUCGCAUCCUUUUUGUAUAUGGUGCUUGUACUGGGAAUUUUUCAUUUUCUUCGUGUUCUUGCUUAUGUACAUUUGCAAUACAGUGGGAAGUUUUUUCGUUUUUCACGACGACAUGAUUUUUCGGAUAGAUCUGGUUAAAUUUGUUGGGGAUAGCAUUCUGUUAUUAGACAUCAUUCAUAUAUUUUUCAAAGGAUAUUAUGAUACUGAAAAAAGCCGUACAAUAAUGAAACAAUCACAAGUUGCAAAAAAGUAUCUGAUGACUAACUUCUUCAUAGAUGUAACAGCAUCAGUUCCAUCCUAUAUCUUUUUUGUACUUUUAUUCACUAAUGUCCAAAUAUCAAAUGGCGUAAUGAUGUGUAUCCGGUUCAUUGGACUAUUGAGAAUCCUCAGGAUUGGUAGAUGGUUGGACACUAUGGAACUGUUCAGACAGUACAUGAACUAUUCCAGUUAUCUUUUCAAAGGUAUCAGAGCAGUUUCAAUGUAUAUGAUUAUGAUGGCUUCGUUAAUUGCGACUAUGAUCACCGUAUUGAAUGCGAUACAUAUAUUCAAAUUCGAAAUAACUGCUGUUACAAACAAAACAAAAAUGAUGUUUUCAGUAAUUCUGACCUUAUUAGUUGUGAGCCAUGGAAACACUUUACCAGAUAAUACAGAAGUUGUAACGGUGAUUACAUUGUUCCUGUGCAUAGGAUACAUUAUGCAACUGUUUUUGUACGCUCAAAUUUUACAAGUUUUUAACAAAUUUGCAAGAGCCAGAGAUACAAACGAGAAUUUACUUCGACAGUUCAAGGAAUAUAUGAAAUACAAGGGAUUACCCUCAAAUCUCAGAGAGAGAAUUUUCACGUACUUCCAGUUUAAAUUUCAGAAUGAAUUUUUCAGCGAACCCCAGAUCAAUUCCAUGAUAUCGGAACUUCUGAGACAGGAAAUUCUAGAACAUGUAACGAAGAAACACAUUAAUAAAUCAAAACUCUUCAGCAGCCUUCCAGAACAGGUCCUUUUACAAAUCGUAUCCCAUCUGAAGUCUGUGAUUUACCUACCUGACGAUGUUAUAGUGACGGCUGGAAAACGAAGUCAAACUAUGUUCUUUAUAAAUUAUGGAACAGUAGCUGUAUUUACUGCAAUGGGACAGGAGAUGUACCAUUUGGAAGAUGGGGACAGCUUCGGAGAAAUGGCUUUGGUAUUCAAUGAGUCUGCAACUGUAACAAUUGUAGCAGUUACUCCCUGCGAGUUAUUUAGGCUGAAGAGAUCUGAUUUUUAUUCUGUCCUAGAUCUUCAUGAAGAUCUGAAGGCUGAAAUAAUCUCCAGAUCUCGUAGUAGAUUAUUGAAAUAUAGAAGCGAAUUUAGUUAAUCCCAAAAGUAUCAACUUACUUAUUAAGAAAAUGUGUGUUUAUUAGUUAUAAAUAAUAAUUAAACAUAGGCUUUGAUUUAAUAAUUGUAAUGUGUUAUUUGAAUUUGUUAAUAAAAUAAAAGAUAAAAGCUUUA